UCAGGUCAAACUUGCUUUUAUAAAUCGUCAUAACUAUUCAGCUCGGUGUUCUUGUGUUAGGAAAAAUCUACGCCGUUUUGGACUUUGUGACUCAUUUUUAGAUAGUACUGUAGCACAGAAGUCUACCACAACUAGCAAAAUAAAAAACUGAAAGCGAAUCAAAAUGUCUCAGAAUCGAUACGAUCUAGUUCUCUUUGGAGCUUCGGGAUUCACUGGCCAUUAUACAAUUGAUGAAGUAUCAAAAGUUGCAGAAGAAGAAAAUCUUACUUGGGCUGUUGCUGGCAGAAAUAUGAAUAAACUGCAGAAAGUACUGAGUGAAGCAUCUGUGCGCACAGGAAAGAAUCUUGAUGACAUUCCAAUAAUAAUAGCAGAUGUUGAUAGUGCUGCUUCUUUAGAAGAAAUGGCAAAGCAAGCAAAAAUUGUCCUGAACUGUGUUGGACCAUAUCGUUUCUAUGGUGAAGCUGUUGUGAAAGCUUGUAUUGAGAAUGGUGCUCACCAUCUUGAUAUUAGUGGAGAGCCACAGUUUCUGGAAAAGGUGCAGCUGUUAUACAAUGCCAAGGCUAAAGAAAACAAUGUGUUUGUGAUUGGUACUGUUGGCUUUGAUAGCAUUCCAGCAGAAAUGGGAAUUGAAUACACAAAACAACAGUUUAAAGAUGGAGAAAUGACAAAUGUUGAAAGUUUUGUUGAGUUUCACUCUGGACCAGAGGGUAGUGCAGUAAACACUGGCACAUUUGAAUCAGCUGUUUAUGGGCUGGCACACUGGAAUGAAUUAAAAUCUUUGAGAAAAUCGCUGUACCCUGAACCAAUGCCAAAAUAUCAGUACAGGCUACCUAAGAGGUCAUUCCUCUACUAUCAUAAUGAACUCAAGAAAUGGUGCCUUCCUUUUCCUGGUAGUGACAAAUCUGUUUUCUAUAGAACACAGAGAGAACUUUUAGAUAAAAAACAGAUGGAGAGACCAAUUGAAUUCAACCCUUACUUCUGCCCUUUGAACUUGUGCCAUGCUAUUGGAACAAUUUUCUUUGGAAUUAUAUUCUUUAUUCUCACAAAUUUUUCCUUGGGGAGAUCACUGUUAUUGAAGUAUCCACAUAUCGUAUCAUUUGGCGUGUUUAGAAAAGGAGGACCAACCAAAAAACAGAUUGAUGGGGCAUCUUUCUCAAUGACAUUUAUUGGUCAUGGGUUUGAGAAAUUUGAGAAAGAUAGGUCUGGACAAAAGCCAAACAAGAAAGUAAUAACAAAAAUAAUUGGACCUGAACCUGGUUACGUGGCCACUCCAAUAUUUAUGGUUCAGUCUGCUGUGACUCUGAUCAGGAAUGAAUCUAAGCUCUCACAAAAGGGUGGUGUUUUUACACCAGGUGUGAUCUUCAAAGAUACUGACCUCAUUGAGCGCUUACAGAGAGACCGCAUUCAGUUUAUCACAGUUUCCAGUGGAAGUGGUACUGAUAAAAAACAAGAAUAACCUGUUCAGUUUCUUUCUUUACAAGCCUGUGACAAAAAUUUCUAUUUAUAUUGGAAUUUCCAAUUGUGUGGUCUAAACAUUUAUUUGGAUUGAGUUUGGGUUUUUUUGCUUAUGUUGUGUAACAUUUCAACAAGUCGUGGGUAAUUAUUUUUACAAAUCUAUGAGAAAAUUGUUUAAGUUAAGAACAGUAAACACCUUUAAUUUAACUUUAAAGGUUUAUGACAUUAUCUCUGAUGUAAAAUUUUAAAAGUUGUUACCAUGGUGAUGGAAUGUUUGCAACUCAUGUUGCUGUUUAGUACUUUAUAUUGGAUGGACAAAUCCAGAUUAAGUUGUGAAAAGCUGUUGUGACGUAGACCAGGAUACAGCUGUUUAUGCUGGCCUACUGGGCUAAAAAAAAGUAUUUUAAAACUUUUUUAAUUUAAUGCAUUUAUUUAAUCAAAUGCUUUGUUCUGUUUAUUAUUGCUAAGCUUCUAACUUUCAAUGCAUUUUUACUGCAUUUUUCAAAUAAUCUGCUCCUGCAGAUUGUUAACUCAAAUUUAAAUGAACUAUAUUGUUACAAACAUAAUUAAAUUAUUAACUAUUGAAAGAUUCAGACAAAAAAUUAUUUUUAUCUUAUUAAAAAAAUGUGUAUUCAUUCAGUAUUCAAAUUUGUAUGUUCCAAUAUUAUAAUAUCUGUUUAUUAACUUACACUUACUUGUAUGACAAUCUUGUAUAUUUAAACUUCAAUCCUUGUUGGGCAUGACUCUAAUUAAAUUGUUUUUUUGUUUACUUAUUAAAGCUUUCAUUAAAAAAUAAUACAAGUCCAUA
This is a messenger RNA of Physella acuta, 2263 nucleotides long. Its product is annotated as saccharopine dehydrogenase-like oxidoreductase. Gene Ontology annotation, cellular component: mitochondrion; lipid droplet; plasma membrane. Gene Ontology annotation, biological process: glycolipid biosynthetic process. The record is from RefSeq and is a predicted model, not a curated record. Lineage: Eukaryota; Metazoa; Mollusca; Gastropoda; Physidae.